Molecule: messenger RNA, 1575 nt
Organism: Hemicordylus capensis (graceful crag lizard)
Lineage: Eukaryota; Metazoa; Chordata; Lepidosauria; Squamata; Cordylidae
Gene: ARHGDIB
Product: Rho GDP dissociation inhibitor beta
Exons: 6
Coding region: 432-1034 (200 amino acids)
Biological process (GO): Rho protein signal transduction
Cellular component (GO): cytosol; cytoplasm; membrane
Molecular function (GO): Rho GDP-dissociation inhibitor activity; protein binding
Source: RefSeq, a predicted model, not a curated record
GAGACAGGAAUGUGCAUACAUCGGUAUUCACCAAGCAUCACAGGCAGCUAGAAAGUAAUGCACGACUCAGUCAUAUGUGAGGACACUUGAGGAAUUCUUCACACGUGCAUCGUUUGUAGGCAAGGAUGCUUUUUUCUUUCUUUUUUGAAACACAGCGAGAGAGAGACUGGAUAAAGUGUGCAAGGCAGGAAGAGCAGCAACACCGCAGCUCAAAGCUUCCUCUUCGUCGGAUUUUUUUUUUUUUAAUCAUAUUAUUUUUUCACCAACUUCCUUCCUGCUUUUAACUGCCAAAGCUCAACGCUGAGAGGAGAGAGCAGAGGGGGACCCUGGACAGAGACGCCAGCCGCAACAGCCCAACUAAGGACUGACAAGCCCACAUUGGCUUCCUACUUUAACUGAUUGGCAGUUUCCCCUUCUGAGGCCAAGCGACCAUGACUGAGAAAGACCCAGAGGUGCAUGUGGAAGAUGAUGAUGAUGAACUAGACAGCAAAUUGAACUACAAACCCCCACCUCAGAAAACUCUUCAGGAACUGCAGGAGCUGGACAAGGAUGACGAGAGUCUGGCUAAGUACAAGAAGUCCCUUUUGGGAGAUGGACCUGUGGUGGCAGACCCGUCAGUUCCCAAUGUGACAGUCACUCGGCUCACCCUGGUAUGUGGAACUGCUCCAGGGCCAAUUACUAUGGACCUCACUGGGGACCUAGAGGCUCUCAAGAAAGAGACCUUUGUAUUAAAGGAAGGAUCUGAAUACCAAGUCAAGAUCUGUUUCAAAGUCAUUAGGGACAUUGUAUCUGGCUUGAAAUAUGUGCAGCACACUUACCGGACAGGGGUGAAAGUGGACAAAGCUACAUUCAUGGUGGGCAGCUAUGGGCCGCGGCCAGAGGAGUAUGAAUUCACGACACCUCUUGAGGAAGCCCCCAAGGGCAUGAUGGCUCGAGGAAACUACCGCAACAAGUCUUUCUUCACUGAUGAUGACAAGCAUGACCAUCUCACCUGGGAGUGGAACUUGUCCAUUAAGAAGGAGUGGACAGAAUGAGUUCCACCUCAUGUUCCUCUCUUCGCUUCCUCCUGCCUCUUGUGCUGUAUUCCAGGCGUACCAGUCUGGCACCUGCAUGCCUUCGCUUCCUCCACACAACCCAUCUGGCCCUUUUCCUGUAACAAGAGAUUCUGUUAACCUAGGCCUUUGGACAGACUCUGUCUCUCCUGCUGCUACACUGAAAAUAACAGCAAGGAGUUAAACUGGGACAAACCGUCCUGGUGGCUAACAUUUGCACCGGAUGAGUCCCUGAAGUGCCUUUGCUAGAUGUAUGGUUGCCAACCCAACCCAAUUACUUAUCAGGGCAGAUAGAUUGUCUCAAUCUAAAGAUCUGCAACCAAUAUGCAUUUUUUCACUCUCAUAAUCUGUGUUCGCUGGGAACAUCUUUGUCUAUGAAUGGAUUCUACCUUGAAUCAGUUUAGGUGCAAUUUAUGAAACUGCAUUUGAAAGUCUUGCCUUUAAAAGUAACAGGAGACACAGUUCCUGCCCUGGCCUGUGAAGAUUUCAGUGUCUUUGAAAAUAAAGCCAGUUUUGUCCUUUG